This is a messenger RNA of Peronospora matthiolae, 621 nucleotides long. NCBI's taxonomy places the organism in Eukaryota, Oomycota, Peronosporomycetes, Peronosporales, Peronosporaceae. The record is from the annotation of a GenBank genome assembly.
AUGGGCAUUUCUCGUGAUUCGCGUCACAAGCGCCGCGAAACUGGUGGCAAGCGCAAACAGUUCCGCAAGAAAAGGAAAUUCGAGAUUGGCCGUCAGCCAGCAGCGACGAAACUAGGCGGAAAGCGCGUCCACACGGUCCGUGUGCGUGGUGGCCACCUCAAGUUCCGUGCUCUGCAUUUGGAGACGGGAAACUUCUCGUGGGGUACUGAAGUGUGUGCUCGCAAGACGCGUAUCCUCGAUGUGGUGUACAAUGCCUCGAACAAUGAGCUUGUGCGUACCAAGACGCUCGUGAAGGGCGCUGUUGUGCUGGUGGACGCGACGCCUUUCCGUCAGUGGUAUGAGGCUCACUACGGUGUCAAGAUUGGCAUCAAGAAGAAUGCGGAGAAGGUCGAGGAAGAGAAGGAGGUCAAGAAGUCGAGCCACGUGAUGCGGAAGCUAGCAAAGCGUCAACGUACGCGCGAGUUGGACUCGAAGAUUGAUGACCAAGUCGCGUCUGGCCGUUUGUUGGCUGUCAUUUCGUCUCGUCCGGGCCAGUCGGGUCGUGCUGACGGUUACAUUCUGGAAGGCAAGGAGCUCGAGUUCUACCAGCGUAAGCUCGCCACGAAGAAGUCGAAGAAGUAA